CGCCGGCUUUCAAUCGAUCUCCUUACGACGACCGACCGCGCCCGCACGUCGACAUCUCACGACUCUCCUCCUCUCCUCGGUCAACAUAUCACAGCAUUUAGAGAGGCAAGAUGCGGUACAUUCACUCCGAGGAGACGCUGCCAAUCCCCGACAAUGUGUCGAUCCAAAUUCGUUCGCGAGUUGUGACCGUCGAGGGACCCAGAGGCAAGCUUAGCAAGGAUCUUUCCCACAUUGCUGUUACUUUCGGCCGUCCCAGCAAGAACAUCAUCUCCAUCCAGCUCCACCAUGGUGUUCGCAAGGGUGUUGCUACCCUCCGUACCGUCCGCACUCUCAUCAACAACUUGAUCAUCGGUGUUACUCGUGGUUUCUUGUACAAGAUGCGUUACGUCUAUGCUCACUUUCCCAUCAACGUCAACAUUGAGAAGAACAAGGAGACCGAUCUGUUUGAGGUUGAGAUCCGAAACUUCCUUGGCGAGAAGAUUGUGCGUCGCAUUACUGCCCAACCUGGUGUUGAGGUCGCCAUCUCCGCCAAUGUCAAGGAUGAGCUUCAAUUAUCUGGCAACUCUUUGGAGAAUGUCUCCCAGAGCGCCGCCGACAUCCAGCAGAUCUGCAGAGUCCGCAACAAGGAUAUCCGAAAGUUCCUUGACGGUCUUUACGUGUCUGAGCGAACCAACAUUAUUGUCGAGUAAAGGAAAAUAAUUACGAUAAUGGUGUAUGCUUUAUGGGGAGGUGUACCUUGAAAAAAACAAUCUGUGAUAUCAAGGAAAGAGAUGUUUUUCAUUCUUUCCUAUUUCGGUUUCGCAAUGAACAGAUUUUUAUGUAGGAGUCUGUGGCGAAACUCCAAUAAAAGAUGCAAUGGAAACCAUGAAUUUUUUUGUUAUAUUGGGCAUGAUGCGCUUCGCAUUACUGGCGUGCAACCACAGGAACAAAUCAAUUCUCAGUGGAGAUGAUUUAGUACUGCUCAUAAGCCUAUUUUUAAGGUGUGAACAAUGUCACUAAUUAUCAUCGUCAGCUAUUGAUUAGCUUUGUAGCAACCGUCUUAAAGUGUAUUAUCCUUCCCAUUACGGUUCGUAGACUCUUUAGUCAAGACUCACGCGCCUUGACAGAGGAAUAUGUAGCAUUUAU
Messenger RNA from Talaromyces proteolyticus, 1125 nucleotides. Its product is annotated as putative 60S ribosomal protein L9. Gene Ontology annotation, molecular function: rRNA binding; structural constituent of ribosome. Bases 111 to 689 code for a protein of 192 amino acids. Lineage: Eukaryota; Fungi; Ascomycota; Eurotiomycetes; Eurotiales; Trichocomaceae. The transcript is spliced from 4 exons. Gene Ontology annotation, biological process: cytoplasmic translation. Gene Ontology annotation, cellular component: ribosome; cytosolic large ribosomal subunit. The record is from RefSeq and is a predicted model, not a curated record.